This is a messenger RNA of Perca flavescens (yellow perch), 432 nucleotides long. RefSeq names its product selenoprotein e (gene selenoe). Lineage: Eukaryota; Metazoa; Chordata; Actinopteri; Perciformes; Percidae. The record is from RefSeq and is a predicted model, not a curated record. The transcript has 4 exons.
GGGUACUAAUUCGUCAGAAAAAAAAUGUGGGCAUUCUUGGUGCUCACUUUUGCCCUCGCUGUUAAGGCAUCAGACACUAACAACGACACAGCGGGUGAAGAAAAGCUUGAUAUAGCCAGAGGUAAACUGCUGGCUCCCAGUGUGGUGGGAUGAGGCAUAAAGAAAAUGCCCGAGCUCCAUCAUUUUCUUCUGGAGCGCUGGGCUUUAUACCACAACUUGGAAUAUGAUUCAUCGGAGGAGAAGAAUCCCCGUCUGAUACUCUAUAACGAAAAGGACGAGGUUGUAAAGACUGUUCCCGUGAAGAAAAUGAAGGCAGACGAGAUCAGCAGCCUGUUGGACUCACUAGGUUUCUACAAGAGGUCCCAGAAAGGGGAAGAAGUGCCAGAGGAGUUCCAGCAUUUCCCCCUGCGCACCCCUAGGGACGAGCUGUGA